This is a messenger RNA of Gasterosteus aculeatus aculeatus (three-spined stickleback), 2021 nucleotides long. The record is from RefSeq and is a predicted model, not a curated record. Lineage: Eukaryota; Metazoa; Chordata; Actinopteri; Perciformes; Gasterosteidae.
CACUUCUUUCUACCUGGGAAAAAGAAACGUCCUUUUGCAGCUGUCGGGUGGAUGUAUCGUUCAAACGCGGCCAAAGUUAGAUGUGCUUUAGUUUCCAAAAUCCGUGAUUCCUCCUCGACUCUAAAGUUUCGUCCUCCAAUCUGGUGACAGACGCGCGCGUGCGUGCGUGCGUGCGGCAGAGCGAGCGGACGGAGGGACGCGUGCACGCAGGAGGGGUUGACAGGAGCGGGCUGAAAGGGGAGAUGCUGUGCCGCCUGCGCGUCUCUGUGCGCGCGUCUCUCCGCGCUCCGCUCGUCUGAAGCUCCGGCGCGAUGCGGGUCUAACUGCCGCUGCGGGGCUCAGGGGUUGCGGGAGAGUUUCGGAUGCUCGCUGUUGGAUUUACAAAAAUGUGCCGCCCGAAGAAAAGCGGAUCCGUGUGACGAGUUCGUUUUCGAAUCCCCUUAACAGCUCCCCGACACCCCACGAGGCGCAAUGAUUUUAACCACUUUGGUCAUGCUGCUGUCCUUCCCGGACUCGUUGGUCACCUUGAAGGGCGGCCCGUCCUCCCGGCCCGCGCGCCUGGACUGCGUAAAGGCCAGCGAGCAGUGUCUGAAGGAGUACAGCUGCAGCACCAAGUACCGGACCAUGAGGCAGUGCGUGGCGGGAAGGGAGUCCAACUUCAGCGCGGUCACCGGUCCGGAGGCGCAGGGCGAGUGCCGCAGCGCCAUCGACGCCGUGAAGCGGAGCCCCCUCAACCACUGCAGGUGCAGGAGAGGCAUGAAGAAGGAGAAGAACUGUCUCCGGAUCUUUUGGAGCAUUUUUCAGAGUUUACAGGGUAAUGAUUUGCUGGAGUACUCUCCGUACGAACAAGUCAAUAGCCGGCUCUCGGAUAUCUUCCGCUUGGCGCCCAUCAUAGCCGUCGAGCCUGCCUCUACAAAGGAGAACAACUGCCUGAACGCCGCCAAGGCCUGUAACCUGAACGACACGUGUAAGAAGUACCGCUCGGCGUACAUCAACCCGUGCACCAGCAGGGUGUCUACUUCGGAGGUGUGCAACAAGCGCAAGUGCCACAAGGCCCUACGGCAGUUCUUUGACAAGGUUCCGGCUAAAUACAGCUACGGGAUGCUGUUCUGCUCGUGUGCGGCGGGGGAUCAGACGGCGUGCGCGGAACGCCGACGACAAACCAUCGUGCCCGUCUGCUCUUACGAGGACAAAGACAAGCCCAACUGCCUGUCCCUCCAGAACACGUGCAGGACCAACUACAUCUGCAGGUCGAGACUGGCAGACUUCAUCAGCAGCUGUCAGCCAGAAGCUCACUCCAUCUCCGGCUGCCUGAGAGAGAGCUACGCCGACUGCCUGCUCUCCUACUCGGGGCUUAUCGGUACGGUGAUGACGCCCAACUACGUGCAAUCGCUGGACCUCACCCUGUCGCCGGGGUGCGACUGCGGCAGCAGCGGGAACAGCAAGGCGGACUGCGAGCGGUUCGCCCAGUAUUUCGCCGGAAACCGAUGCCUACGAAACGCCAUCCAGGCAUUCGGCAACGGUACGGAUGUGGGAGUGUGGCAACCUCAGCCCCCAAUCGAGCCGACCGCACCGGAGCCCGGCGUCACCCGGGGGGGCAAAGACCGGACCAACAGCGGGCUGGAUGCACUCAAUGACAUCACCAAACUGGACCUCGACGAAGGCUCCUUAUAUCACACCUGCGGGACCUUACAGGCCCAAAAGCUGGUGUCCAACGAGACAUUUGAUAACACCCAGUGUGUGAACCCCCACCUGGACGAUACCAGCAACGCCAACGCCAGGAGCCCGGCAGCCGAGCCCCCCUCCGCCGCCCCCCCCAGCGCGCUCCUCUGGCUCGCCUUGCUGCUGCUGCGGCCCGACGCCUUGCGGCUGUUGUAGGAGACGGAGGACGGUGGAUCGGCAAGAAGUGAUUCAACUCAUUUUUUACAUUUUUUUUUUAUUUAGACAUUCAUCCAAAGUGUGACACCGGCAUAUAUUAUUUUUGUAGAAAGGCAAACAAUCAAUGGAGGGUGAGAGCGCGU